UCCGUUCUGCGUCUCCUGUCUCCCCCCUUUCCUCCCGUUCCUCCCCCAGCGGCCCCCGGCUGCCAGGCGUCACACAGCAGUUUAUAACAAGGAGGAGAAAAAAACACGGAACCCUCCCCGCCGUGGACAGAGUCACGGAGAGUGACUGUGACCGGAGGAAGGGGACCGGACCGUCUGUGAGGAAAACACCCGGACCGGGGAUCGGGAGCAUGCGGCUCGGUUUGCUGUUCAGGAUCUUGGUGCUGUGGAGCUUCGUGGAGGUGACCACCUCCGUGACGAAGACCAAGAGGAAGGUGUCGGCUCGGAGGUCCCGCCAGGUGUUGGAGGCGGAGCCAGCAGAGGGAGUGUGGUCAGCGUGGGGGGGGUGGUCAGAAUGCUCUCAGACCUGCGGUGUGGGCGUGUCUCAGAGGAGCCGCAGGUGUUUAGCUCCCCCCCAGACUCCGCCCCUCUCCCCCCACACCUGGGUGGGUUACCUGCCAGGGGGCGUCAGACCUGCCGUCGUCUCCCCCUACUACCCCCACCGUUACCUGGGGCAACACCGGCCCUAUGCCCCGCCCCUCCCCUCCAACCGUAGGCCAGGACUGCCUCUGUACCAGAACACACCUGCCGGGGAGGCGAGGCCUCUCUACCGGAACACACCUGCUGGGGAGGCGGGGCGUUCUGUUCCGGGGCAGACCAAUUGGUCGCCUCCUUUUUACCAGCCGGGGUUCUCUCCGGCCAAUCAGGAGACGGUUCCUGUUUACCAGCCGCCCUAUCGCACGCCUUCGCUGGGCUACAACCAACCGGGUCACAUCAUCAGGAGGCCAACCAACCUGGGAGCAGCUAGAGCUGGAGGGGGCGGGGCCAGGCGCUCGGUCUCAGCCAGUCGGGAGGCUUUGACUUCCAGGAGGUCUUCCCCCAUCCGUCCGGGUCAGUUUGGUUACGGCAGAGUUCCCUUCUCGCUGCCGCUGCACCGACCCAACCGCCAGGCCCGGCACACCGCCAACGGAACCGCCAACGGAACCGGACCAGAGGAGGAGGAGGAGGAGGAGAGAGGAGCUGAUAAAGAGGAGGACCAGGAGGAGGAGGUGGAGGCUCCCACUGACACUGAACCCAAUCCUCCCACACUGACCUCCAGCUCCGAUGGCUCCAGCGGUGGCCCCUCCAGACCUGAUGGCCCCUCCAGACCUGGCGGUGGCCCUGGUGGCUCCAGCGGUGGCCCCUCCAGCCCUCAGCGGCCCCUCCUACCGGCUCCUCCCCUGUUCUCCCGCUCCUCCUCCCCCCACCAAUUGGUCUGGAGCUCCAUCGCUCCUUCUCCUCCCCCCCUGCCCCGCCCCGCCUCACCCUUCUCCUCCCCCCUCCACCGACCUGGACCGGCCGGCGGUGUCUUCCCCCUGCAACGUCCUCACCUGGGGGAGGAGCCUGGGAGGGAGGGGGGCGGAGCCUCACAGGUGUUCAGGUGUUCAGGACCAGGGAAGGAGCAUCGCAGGUGUUUCUCUCAGGUGUGUUCAGGAUCUUCUCUGGACUCCAGAGCCGAGCAGUGUGCAGCUUUCAACACCCAGGAGUUCAUGGGUCGCCUCUACAACUGGGAGCCUUUUACCGAGGUUGGUUUGGACAAACAGUGUGAGUUGACCUGCAGACCAGCCGGCUAUCGAUUCUACGUCCGUCAGGCAGAACGAGUCCGAGACGGAACGACCUGCUUCAACAUCAGCAUCAACGACGUCUGCGUGGACGGAAGAUGUCUGACUGAAGGCUGUGACGGCGUCCUGGGCUCCGACUCGGUGAUCGACCGGUGUGGAGUUUGCGGCGGACAUGAGACUUCCUGCAGAAAGGUGACGGGAAGCUUCCAGAACAUCACGGUUCCUCUGGGCUACCACAAGAUCCUGAAUGUCCCACCAGGGGCCACCUUCAUCAACAUCACGGAGAGGAGAGCCAGCCCCAACUACCUCGCUAUGCGGAGCGGCACCGGGGCCUCGGUGGUGAAUGGACGCUGGGCCGUGGACCCUCCAGGAGACUACGAGGCGGGAGGGACCACCUUCACCUACACCCGACCCAGAGCUCAGGCGGAAGGGGAAGAGGAGAAGGGCGAGUCCCUGAAGGCACCGGGACCCACCACGGCUCUGCUGCAGCUUUAUAUCAUUUUCCACAAGGAGAACCCCGGCAUAGACUACGAGUUCUAUGUCCCACUGGAGAAGAAGGAGGAGAGGCUGAUGGAGAGGGAGGCGCCCAGAGAGCAAGCGAGGGAAUGGCCGAGGGAACAGCUGAAGGAACAGCCGAGGGACCGAGAGCCAAUGAGGGAACAGCUGAGGGACCGAGAGCCAGCAAGGGCAUCGCUUCGCAGUCCUCUCAUGGUGUCCAUGGAGGAGCCUCGUCCUGUUCCUCCUCUGGUCCUCAUUCCUUCCUCCACUUCCUCACUGGAUCGUUGGACACCUGACAGGUCACGCCCUCGGGGAUCGGCGCCCAAUAGGAACGCUCGGAUUCCUCCUCGGACCGACCUCCCGCUGGACACCCAGCCGCCGUUUGUGUGGAGGAGAGGAGCCCUCAGCGAGUGUUCAGCCUCCUGUGGACGAGGUUCUCAGUUCAGAGUCGUUCUGUGUCUAAACCGACACACCGAUGAGGAAGUUCCAGAGAGGAAAUGUGAUUCUGCAGCCAAACCGCUUCCAGAGGAGGAACCCUGCAACACGCAGCCCUGCCCACCGUUCUGGGAGGUCAGCUCCUGGUCUGAAUGCAGCGUUUCCUGCGGCGUCGGCGUGCAGCAGCGACAGCUCCAGUGCAGGCAGAGCUUUGGGAACAGAUCCACCAUGGUCCAUCCUCAGCGCUGUGCCGCCCUUACUGCCCCCCAGUCCACCCAGCCCUGCCAGCUGCAGCUCUGCUCGCACUGGGAGGUGGGCUCGGACUGGAGCUCGUGUUCGGUGGACUGUGGUGUCGGCAGGAGGACGAGGAGCGUUCGCUGCGUCAGUGAUCAGGGCAGCGUGGUCAACGAUAAGGAGUGUAAUUCCCGGCUCCGCCCACAGGGGGACGAGGAGUGCAACAUGGGACCAUGUGUGACCAAUUGGUACUUCACUACCUGGUCCAACAUGUGCUCGGCCCCCUGUGGUCCGGGGGUCCAGAGGAGGGAGGUGGUCUGUCUGACCAGAGGAGGCGCCAGAGAGGGAGGAGGAGGAGGAGACUGUGUUGGGGAGAAGCCGGCUGAGAUGAAGGCCUGUAAUGGAGGUCCAUGUGAGCCCACAGCCACCUGGUACAGCAGCCCCUGGACUCAGUGUAACGUCCUGUGUGGGGAGGGAACACAGCGUCGAGACAUCAUUUGUGUCCAGAAGAUGGGGAGCGAUUUCACCGUCGCGCCGGCCGCUGAAUGCGCUCACCUGGACAAACCUGCGGCGGUGCAGGAGUGUGAGAUGGGAGAGUGUCGUCCUCAGUGGUUCACCACUGAGUGGAGCACUUGCUCGCAGUCCUGCGGUAACGGGCUGCAGAUGAGGGAGGUUCGAUGUCUGACUCCAGAGAAGAAGCACAGCCCUGAAUGUGAUGCAGAAACCAAACCUGAGCAGGAACAGAGCUGCAACAGCAUUCCCUGCAGCCCAGCGGUGGCAGAUGAGAACUGUCGGGACCGCCGUCAGAACUGUGUGAUGGUGGUCCAGGCCCGGCUCUGCGUUUAUUCCUACUACCAGGCCGCCUGCUGUGCUUCCUGCACCCACAGCGCCCAGCGGGCCAAGAGGCACUGACCGGCCAAUCACAGCAGCCCUGGAGCGCCAAGAGGCCAGGGAUUGGUUGAGGAGGGCUGACGGCAUAGAAACGGACGCCCAGAGUGAUGGCGUCCAGAUUCCAUUUAGCUUUUUUCUCCUGAAUCUUCAGGUAAAACUGUGAAAGCAGAACUCCCAGUGCGCUUACAUUCAAUUAUCACUGCAGGAACCUCUAGGGAACCUUUAGGGAGCCUUUAGGAACCCAUAGGGAACUUUUAGGAACCUUCAUCUGACUGCAGGAACCUCUAGGGAACCUUUAGGAACCUUCAUUAUGAUGGCAGAAACCUUUAGGGAAACUUCGUUGUCACUGCAGGAACCUUUAGGAACCUUGAUUCUGCCUGCAGGAACGUCUAGGGAACCUUUAGGAACCUCUAGAGAACCUUAAGGAACCUUUAGGGAACCAAUCAGCCCAGGUUCUGACAGCAGGUCAGGAGUUUCCAGGAUUCAUCUCUUUCAUGGAUUUCUGCAUAAAAAUGCAGGAAAAUGACACAAAAAACCCAAAUGUGCCACAAGUUCUGUAAUAUUUAGAUGCCGUUCCAUUCUAUUAGGUUCUAUCAGGUUCUAUCAGGUUCUAUCAUUUCUCAGGGCAAGAAAAAAGAACUAACGUGAGGAUUUUUUCAGAUUUUCAGUAGAAAUUAAAUCCCACCUGAAGUCUAAAGCCUUUAUUCAUAUUUAAUCAAUGAGUCAGUUUCUUUCUAAAGCAGAUCAGAUUUUUGAACACAGGUCAGAAAUGUGCAGAUAGAAAACAGAAAAACCUCCAACCUGUGAGAACGUUUAAGAGAACGUUUAGAGAGCUCUAAGAACUGAGUGGUGCCGAUUUUUCUCUGCAGGAUUUAGGUUCUCACCUGUUGGUCCACAAGUAGAAAAAGAUUUUUAAAAAAGGAAAAAAAAAAGUGUCGAUUCCUGCAGAUGUCGUUGGUUCCCUCCAGGAGCCUCCAUGGUUCUCCUCCAUGAGCCUCCAUGGUUCUCCUCCAUGAGCCUCCAUGGUUGUGCAGGUUCCUGCUGAUGGUUCUCCAGGUUCCUGCUGAUGGUUCUCCAGGUUCCUGCUCUCUGAGGAUCUUCAAACCACUAAUUUAAUCAGAUCUUCUGGAGCCAGCCAGGAAGCAUUUUGUCGACACGUCAUUUGUCUUUUUUCCGUUUGCAAAAAGCAUAUUUCCUCCAGAGUCCUUUUCUUCAGUUCCUGGACAGAAGAACCAAAGGAGUCGGAGGGAAGUUAGCGACCAAAUAGAACGAGACGAUCCCAAACAGGAAGUCAGCCGACAUGGAUGAAACUAGCUGACAGGUUUAGCUAAAAAAGAAACUCUGGAGUUUCCAGGAAGAAAUGAGCCUUAAGAAUAAAUACAGUUAAAAUGAAACGCACAUUUUAAACGCUAAAUGUAGAAUAAAGGUUUGAAUCACAUAAAAUAAACCACAUGAUGUGUUUAAGGGCCAUCAGAAAGGUGAAGAUUAUCGAUGAUUCUUUCUGUUUUUACAGUUUCUAACCUUUUAGUGACAAACAUCUCCAUUUAAAAUGAUGAAGGAAAAACCAAAUAUUAUGUGAAACGAGGCCUUUAGAAAAACUUUAUUUGUAGAGAAAAGUUCAACCAAUAAAAAUACCAGUGAUAUGAAAUGUAGAAUAAAUAGAUUUUAUUGAGCUAAAAUAAACUAUUUUAAGCUUAGAUUUGGUUAAUUUUUCUUAUAGGACUCACAUACUGAGGUCAAGGACUGUUGGAAAGGUGAAAAUCAAAGAUGACUGUAACUUUUUUUUUUUUUGUUUGCACCGACGAGCGUCACAAAGAAAUAAGAAUAAAUAAUGAAGACAAACCUUUUAUUGGUUCCAAACUGAGCAUUUUCAUCCUUUUAAUAACUUCUUUUGCAUCACAAAAAGGGUAAAACCACAGAAAUGUAAAACUAACGAUGAUAAAUGUGAGUGAAGCUGGAUGUUUGCGGCACAUUUUUAAAUGAGACGUAGGAUAAAGUGGAUUUUAAAAAGUGGAAUUUAAGCUCUGAUUUGGCCACAUGAUGCAUUCAAGGACCGUUGGAAAGGUGAAAUCCGUGAUGAUUCUUUAGUUUUUACAGUUUCUGGCUCCUACUUUUUUUUUCCCAACCCAUGAAUGUGUUCUUCGGCUGCACAGAAAACACAUUUGGUUUUAGUCUUUUUCUGCAUUUUGUGUUCAGUGAGGAAGAACAGAGAAUGUGGACUUUAAUCCUGAGCAACUUCUUCAUUUUUACAAUCAUGCCAAACAUCUUUACGUCCCCACAGUGGAAACACUGCCUGCAGAUCACCUGAAAACUCUGAAUUUUAUCACCUGACCGUUAAUCACAGCAGGAAGCUCAGAAUAUUUAGUUUUUUACAGAAUCUGUUUGGUAUAAACAGUUCACUUUUAAAACAUUUUUAAAGAAGACGUGUAGAAUGAAGUGAUUUUCAAUGAUUUAGUUAAUUUUCCAGAUUUCACACAAGAUAAAUUCAAAUAAAUCCAAAUAAAAGAGGUGAAUGAUUUUUUCACUCAUUAAAAUAGAGAAACCGUGUUGCUGCUUCCUGGGAGGGAAACCGAUGUGUUUUUCUGUCGUCAGUGAGUUGGUCAGUGAAUCAGUGAGUCGGUGAGUGAAUCAGUGAGUCGGUCAGUGAAUCAGUGAGUCGGUUACUGAGUCGGUCAGUGAAUCAGUGAGUCGGUGAGUGAAUCAGUGAGUCGGUCAGUGAGUCGGUCACUGAGUCGGUCAGUGAAUCAGUGAAUCGGUGAGUGAAUCAGUGAGUCGGUCAGUGAAUCAGUGAGUCGGUUACUGAGUCGGUCAGUGAAUCAGUGAGUCGGUGAGUGAAUCAGUGAGUCGGUCACUGAGUCGGUCAGUGAAUCAGUGAGUCGGUGAGUGAAUCAGUGAGUCGGUCAGUGAAUCAGUGAGUCGGUUACUGAGUCGGUCAGUGAAUCAGUGAGUCGGUGAGUGAAUCAGUGAGUCGGUCACUGAGUCGGUCAGUGAAUCAGUGAGUCGGUCACUGAGUCGGUUCGUGGAUCGGGUUGGUGAGUCAGUCAGUGGAUCGGGUUAGUGUGGGCGUCUCUGCUUUCACCUGAGCAGGUAAAUCAACGUGUUUGUCUCCAAACCUCCACCUGAAGCCGGCCAGGUGUGGAGGUCUGUAUAUAUCUGUCAGAUAUGUUUUCUAAUUAGUGUCUCCUCGUUAAUGGAUGUGUGACGGCCGUAUGAAUGUUCUCUUUUCUAAUCCUACGUUUUCUAUAUAAACAGAAGCCAGGACAGUAAUUUAUCUGUUAUCUAAAGAAACAUGUAAUUUAUUUUCUGUUUUUUUGAGGAGCUGUAGAAAUAUUAUUUUUUCUUUGUUACCUCCAGAGUUUUUGAAGAUUGUUCUUAUCGACAUUUAGUUUUAUUAUUAUGGUGUAAAAGCAGAGUAAAGACUUUUAUUAUCUGUGAGCUUCAUCUGAAAUAAACUGAAAUAACAGGA
Messenger RNA from Amphiprion ocellaris (clown anemonefish), 7143 nucleotides. It is a transcript of the gene adamtsl4, whose product is annotated as ADAMTS-like 4. NCBI's taxonomy places the organism in Eukaryota, Metazoa, Chordata, Actinopteri, Pomacentridae. Bases 210 to 3698 code for a protein of 1162 amino acids. Gene Ontology annotation, molecular function: metalloendopeptidase activity. Gene Ontology annotation, biological process: extracellular matrix organization. The record is from RefSeq and is a predicted model, not a curated record. Gene Ontology annotation, cellular component: extracellular matrix. The transcript has 17 exons.